This is a messenger RNA of Sander lucioperca (pikeperch), 1624 nucleotides long. Its product is annotated as adenosine receptor A1-like. Gene Ontology annotation, molecular function: G protein-coupled adenosine receptor activity. The transcript has 2 exons. Gene Ontology annotation, cellular component: synapse; membrane; dendrite. Gene Ontology annotation, biological process: G protein-coupled adenosine receptor signaling pathway. The record is from RefSeq and is a predicted model, not a curated record. NCBI's taxonomy places the organism in Eukaryota, Metazoa, Chordata, Actinopteri, Perciformes, Percidae. The coding region runs from base 158 to 1129 and encodes 323 amino acids.
UAGUGUCAUCACAAUAAAAAAGCGAGUGGCCAAAGACUUCCUCAAAGGUUUCACAAGACCGAGAUGAAUGAUAAAUGGCACAGCACAUUUAGGCUCAGACUCAUAUUCAGACACGCUACACUACUAACCACCAAACAUAAGCCAGAUUGAAAGCACAAUGGCUGUGGAAACAGUCAUCUACACGUUGUUCGAGGUGCUUAUUGCUGUUAGCUGCUGUCUCGGUAACAUGUUGGUUAUUUUGGCUCUGUGGACCAGUAAAAGCAUUCAACAGCCUACCUUCUGCCUUAUUGUCUGUCUGGCUGUGGCUGACUUCAUGGUUGGCUGCGUGGCCAUACCACUGGCGGUGUUGGUGGACGGACGAGUGGGGACUUCUUUCUACGGCUGUCUCUUCAUCAGCUGUGUGGUCAUCCUGCUGACCCUAGUCUCAGUUUUGUCUCUUUUGGCUAUUGCAGUGGACCGCUUCCUCCGGGUGUUUUUCCCUCUCAGGUACAAAAGGACUGUAACACAGAGACAUUCUUGGCUUGUAGUAGCAGCAUGUUGGCUUGUUGCAAUACCACUGAGCUUUGCUCCCAUGCUUGGAUGGUGCAACCAUGAAACCUGGUCUAAGUCCGUCAACUCUACUAUUGUCUGCAAGUUUAUAGACGUGAUCCCCAUGUCAUACCUAGUUUACUUCAACUUCUUUCUUUGCACCCUGCCACCUCUGUUGGUGAUGACUGUAUUGUAUGCCUACAUUUUCUGGACAAUCCGAGGAAACCUUCGAGAGAAACCAGGCAACGGUGCCCAAACCCAGUCGCAGAUCUACCUAAAGAAAGAAAAACAGCUGGCAGGAUCUCUGUCUCUGGUCUUGGCUCUGUUUGCGCUGUCCUGGCUCCCUCUCCACAUAAUGAACUGCAUUCUUUACUUUGGUGGUCCAAAUUAUGUACGAGUAGAAGCUAUCUAUAUUGGCAUUCUGCUUUCUCAUGCUAACUCAGCUGUAAACCCAGUUGUGUAUGCGUUCAAAAUACAAAAGAUCAAGACAGCAUACCUGAAGCUCUGGAGACAGUAUAUUUCAUGUGGAGAAGAAAAUCAAGGAUCUCAGACAAGCCAGUCAACAGACAACAAUCUCAGUAGUGUGGCCAACAAUGAGUGAAAGAAUAUUUUGUUUGUUUGCUUCUUUGUUUUUAAGGAGCAGGUUUGAUUGACUGUUGAGCAUAAUUAAACAUUGGUCAAACACAUUGUGUGAAAAGUUAAGAAAGUCAGUUACAGUAUGUGAAGUUUGAAAUUAUUGAAAUAAAAAAGCUACCUUUUAAAGGAUGAUGUUCUGUGUAUUGAUACAGUGAAGAUAUCUAGCCAAGUGCACUGAAAUAUCUCUAUGUUCAGGAAUCUGUUUGUGUUUGAGUGACCUGUAUGUGGGUACACAUAUGGGUGAUUAUUGUACAAACUGUCUUGCAGAAGGAAAUGGCAACUUCCACUGUCUUAAAAGCUUUAGUUUCAUAUCACUGUUGUGCUUCUGUUUAUAUUGAAGUUCCAGUUCUUUUGUCAAUUUCACAGGAAGCACACACUGCGUUGGAAAUUACCUUCACUAUCUUUAAAAAAGAAUUGAACUUUUAUGACACUAGAAAGAUAAAUUCAGACAUCUUAAGCA